Dunckerocampus dactyliophorus (ringed pipefish) is the source of this 4959-nucleotide messenger RNA. RefSeq names its product sideroflexin 3 (gene sfxn3). The transcript is spliced from 11 exons. NCBI's taxonomy places the organism in Eukaryota, Metazoa, Chordata, Actinopteri, Syngnathiformes, Syngnathidae. The record is from RefSeq and is a predicted model, not a curated record. Bases 170 to 1138 code for a protein of 322 amino acids. Gene Ontology annotation, biological process: monoatomic ion transport; serine import into mitochondrion. Gene Ontology annotation, cellular component: mitochondrial inner membrane. Gene Ontology annotation, molecular function: monoatomic ion transmembrane transporter activity.
CCACGGAGGUUGAGAGUAACUUUGUAUCAAUCUACAGCCGAAAUUUUGCAGUGAAAGCCUAGUUUCUCAUAAUUCAACGUUCACCUGAAAGCAGCACAGGUCCACCCGCCGGUUGGUGUGAUAUUGAGAGGUCAGUCGGCUUCAAAUUGAAGCGGAACAGGAAGUCAAGAUGUCUGGAGAGCUGGCCCUCAACAUUAAUAUCAAAGAGCCACGAUGGGACCAGGGAACGUUUAUGGGCCGAGCCAAGCACUUCUUCAUGGUCACGGACCCAAGGAACGUCCUCCUGUCCUCUAAGACUCUGGAGGAGGCCCGAGUGAUCGUGGAGAACUAUAGAGCUGGGAUCGUGACACCCGGCCUGACGGAGGAUCAGCUGUGGCGGGCCAAGUACGUGUACGACUCCGCCUUCCACCCCGACACCGGGGAGAAGAUGUUCGUGAUUGGCCGGAUGUCUGCUCAGGUGCCCAUGAACAUGUCCAUCACUGGCUGCAUGCUCACCUUCUACAGGACGACUCCGGCUGUGGUGUUCUGGCAGUGGGUUAACCAGUCCUUCAACGCUGUGGUCAACUACACAAACCGCAGCGGAGAUGCGCCCAUCACCGUCAAUCAGCUUGGUGCAGCCUACGUGAGUGCUACUACCGGCGCUGUGGUCACAGCCCUGGGACUCAAGUCUCUGGCCACGCGUCUCCCUCCAAUCGUCAGCCGCUUUGUGCCCUUCGCUGCUGUGGCCGCCGCAAACUGCAUCAACAUUCCAUUCAUGAGACAGAGGGAGUUGAAGUACGGCAUUCCCGUGACAGACGAGAAUGGAAACCGGUUAGGAGAGAGUGUCAGUGCGGCCCAGCAGGCCAUCAUGCAGGUGGUGGUGUCCAGGAUCGGCAUGGCAGUGCCGGCCAUGGCUAUCCCCCCCGUCAUAAUGAAUGCUUUGGAAAAGCGAGCCUUCAUGAAGCGCUUCCCAAUUCUAAACGCUCCGGUCCAGGUGGGGCUUGUGGGCUUGUGCCUGGUGUUCGCCACCCCUUUGUGCUGCGCCCUGUUCCCACAGAAAAGCUCUAUGAGUGUCAGCGGCCUGGAGGCGGAGCUUCAGGAGAGGAUACGACAAAGCAACCCGGGCACCAGCAUAGUCUACUUCAACAAGGGCCUGUAAGACCAGCACAUGUGCACAAGUAUGGUGAUUUAUUUAUGCUUUUAUUUGGUCUUCUGCAGUGUAUUUUGGAGUUGCUCAAGCACAUUGAAGAGUAGUCUGGAUGUUCCUAAUGUUACUGAUGUGUCCGUUUAACAAGCAUUGAACUGAUUUUACUUGAAUGUAACGUCAUACAUUGAUUGAUGGUACACUGGAACCAUGAUUGACUUUUAUUCGUAUCGCUCAAUCCUAUUCUCCCUGUUCAACUGGUGCACCUUUUUCCUUUUUAACUUUCCUUUAAGUGGACUUACACCUUUUUAUUGCACAUAAUGAUUGCAUGCGGUUUAACAACUUGGUUGAAAUGCUACCAACAAAUUGUUAAAACAUUUGACAGAUUACGACACAACAUAAAUACGAGUUUAACUUAUAGCUUAUUUAACGCUUGUCAUUCAGCAGCGUGUUUUUACAUAGACAUCAUGUGAACGUAGCAACUCAAAAGGUCCCAUGUACUAUUUUUCAACCAUGUUAAAUAAGUCUCAGUGGUGUUUCCCACAGGGCUGUUUUUGGUUGUGGGUGAUGACAUAUUUGUUGAAUUUGCAAAUGGCCAUGACACACUUUUUUUUUUUUUUUUUUUUUCCACAAAGACGGAGCAGCCUGUCAGUGCUUUCAGAUGAGGGAGGGGCCCACAACAGCACUGAUAAUGUGUUAUUAAGGGGUCUGAUUACACUAAGUCCCCUACAAACGAACACAGUUGGUUCCAGACGACCGUUCUUAUGUCGAAUUGUUCUUAAGUAGGGGAAAAAGUAAUAUUACCAAUGAUAUAGGUACUACAUGUACGUGUAUACAUAUACAGUAUAUGUGUAUGUAUGUAAAUAUGAGUUUGGAUGCAGUAGUAAUAUUAAACAAGGAUAAUUAAUGAAAAAAAACGAUAAAAAUGAUAUAAUAUGUAAUGAUAAAUGUUAUUUACCUUUGAAGAGGAGUGGUCGAGCAUACGUCGUUGUGGUGGAGUUGGAGUUAUUGGAAAAAAAGGACAAAUCGUCGUCAUCGUUAGACUCUUCUAAAAAAGGUAGUGUUGUGUGGGUGGUGUAGAAUUAAGAAGGCCUGUUAACUCUUCAUAAAGUUUAAUCACACGCUCUGUCCGGGCUGUAUUAUACAACUAACAAUGUAGCUUUCUCUCUCCCCUCCUCCUCCUCUUGUUCUACAGCUGUUGGUCCCAUUAGCAGUGUCACAGUGCCCUCUGCUGGUCAAGCAUGUAGCAGUAUAAGUAUGGACUUUAUAAGGCAAAACACAUGAAAAUAUAGACUAGUCGGCUUUGUUUGUAUCCGAAAGUUCGCACGUCGGAUGUUCGUUAGUAGGGGACUUGGUGUACUAGCAAAUAUUGUUAGUCGCUAAUUUUAACACCGAUCCCUCCUGCUUCGUCCUCGCAUGUUGUGUGUUGUGCGAGGGCACACUGGCCGCGCCAAAUUUGUUUGUGGCGGGCAAGUGUAAAAAACACUGUUCAGACAUGUGUGGCCAUUCUGCACUUGUCCUAUGUGAUAGAUGCCACAUAUCACAUACAACAACAUAGGUGGGACAGGAGGACACAAACGUUAGCAACGCUAGCAUAGCUACAGCGCUAACAUUACACAUUUUAACAGCAACUUCGUGCUAGGUUUGCCUAUUUGCUGAACAAAAACAAAAUGAUAAAACUUAAGAGCUCCCACGUCUGCAGCUGACUCAGAUCGCUGACAGAGCUCCAGACUUUAUUAAGAUGUGUAGCAAGCAUUUUUUUUUUUCCCCAAUUACAAUGCUGUCCCCCUGAAAUUGUGAGCGCAUACAGAGCUAGAAAGGUGUCAUGUCCAUGAGGAAGGGGGUUCUUCCUACACGUCAUGAAAACCCGCAAAUUCAAAAGCGACCAUUUAAGCUCCUCUUCUGAUAGAUUUUUCUCAUGUUUGGUGCUCAUAAACAGGCUCUAGGGACAUUAAGAAGUCAAUUUUCUUGAAGUCAACGAUACUGAGACGCUGCCUUGUUUCAAACCAGUCAGCAAUGUUCUACAUUGAGAAGAAAAAGGAAAAUUGAGAUGGAAACAUGCUAUAAUAUGCUCAAAUAGACAUACAGUACCUAUAAUGUUCUUGUAGGCGUGACAAUUAUGUGCAACAUGUAACAAGGAUUAUUUAUGGAAUAUCCUAUAUGUAUUGAUGUAAAUGCUAUACUGGACAUGGGGUCUUAUUUAAAAAGGUGUAUACUCGUGCUGCUUGUUUAAAUCGGUGUGGCGGAAAAAAGGUAAACUAGGAAAAAUGUUCAGUGUGUGGUGUUUUUGCUGUGUUGGCUUUAACAGGGUUUUUAUUGUUAUGCUUUAGAUAACCUUUGUAUGUGUCAUAUUUAUAGUAUACUGUAUAAGUAUGUAAAAGAGCACACAUAAGAUGCACCGGUUGUAGCUCCUCAAAGUUCAGGGUCCCUUGUUUUUUGUUUUUUUUUACUUGACAGUUUAUGCAUAGUCUUGCUCAGAUUUCACAGGUUGGUUUUGUCCACACACGCAAGCUCACCGGAGUUAAAGUUUUUCUGUUUUUUUUUUUUUUUUUAAUGGUUUCAUUCUAAAGUGUUAGCAAUGUUCAAUUGUAGUUGUAUGAAACAACACAGCUGGUAGUCAAAACAGAAUUUCAGCAGUCCAGUGUUUCAUUGUACUACGUGAUAUCAGUUACUUCCAUUGUCCAAUGAUGGUAGGCUGCUAACAACUCGAAACAAGUACAGUGGAUUCCUGCUAAUUUGCGGGUUGUUGGUCAAGAAAUUAGUUAGAAUUAGGGAUGCUCCGAUCAGGGUUUUAUGCUGCUGAUCUGAUCAUCCAUGUGUGAGAUUGGCCGAUCACACGGAUUAACUGUAGCUUUUUCUAUUUAUGAUGAAUGCAUGUCAAUGCAUGGCCAGGGCCGCCAUUAAACAAUUCAAGGCUCCCGGGCAAAUAGGUCAUUCUUGAGCGGAUGCUUUUUUUGCUUUUAUUUUUAUGAAACACUUUUGUACCAGUUGACACAAGCCUGAAUUUAAUUUGAUGCAUGUUUUGGAGUAAUACUAAUACUUGGGAAAUAAAUUGUUCAAUUUAUAUUUUUAGCUCAAGAUAACAAAAUUAACAGAAUAAAAUACAAAAAAAAUUCUUUAUUAAAUAGAAAUCUUUAACUUAAGAGAAUAAAUUGAGGGUCCAGGUUGCAGGAGUGUCGAGCUGUCAACUAUUUACUACUACUACUACUACUACUAUACAAAUUUGUGGCUGAUCAAGCGGCGCAUCCCAAGUUGAAAUUUCUUUUUCUCCAAAAACAAGUCAUUUAUUUCAAAUGUUGAACGUCAACGCUGUCAAAAAAUACACUUAUGGGCGUCUCACACGUGGUCUUGGAACCCCCGCAAUAGCAGGGAUCUACUGUACACCUAUAUCCUGCUGCAAUGUUAAAAAAUAUUGAGGAUUAUACUUGCCAAGUGUGCAAAGGUUCUGAGUCUGUACCGAAUAAAUGAUGCUGCACUCCUGUAAGUGUCACAUGUAUCCAAAGAUGGAGACAGGAUUUGUUCAGGACUAAAAAGUUUUUGGUUUAUCACCAGCUUUAUUAUGUCUUUAUGCAUAAAGUGGUUGUGCACCAUGUGACUAUGCAUAUUAUACUACUAUUUUAUUCAUCUGAAAGUCUUUGAUUGUAGUGGCAUCACCAUCAAACCUCAUACGUGUUGUCUAGCAUGAAUAAUUGAUGGCACAAAUGUUAGACAAUCCGUGCUGUUACACUCCACGAAUGGUUUCACCUUUACGUCACUGCUGUCAGUAUUGGUGCAGUGUGUACUCUCCCUGUUUUCUAUGGUCUUCACAUGAAUAAUAAAAAAAGAAUGGACUUCAA